This is a messenger RNA of Rubroshorea leprosula, 543 nucleotides long. NCBI's taxonomy places the organism in Eukaryota, Viridiplantae, Streptophyta, Magnoliopsida, Malvales, Dipterocarpaceae. The record is from the annotation of a GenBank genome assembly.
CCUAAAAGCUCUUAUUGGCUCUAAUGAUUUAUUAUCCAGCUGCUCGUACAAAAAACUAUAGUGGAGCGGAGCUUGAAGGUGUUGUGAAAACUGCAGUAUCAUUUGCUUUGAAUAGACAGCUAAGCAUGGAUGAUCUUACGAAACCAGUGGAUGAAAAGAGCAUUAAGGUUACAAUGGAUGAUUUUCUGAAUGCACUCCAUGAGAUUACUCCUACAUUUGGAGCUUCCACUGAUGACCUUGAGCCGUGCAGAUGAUGUUUUCAGCUGAAAUAUGUAAAAUUCUUCAGUUCUUCUAAUUACACUUAUUUUUACCUUCUUUAUAUAUAUUUUGAUUGAUGUGUAACCAUUAGAGUAUAAACAGUAUCUGGUAUAAACAGAUCUGCAUAGCUAAAUCCCUCAGAAUCAGGAGCAUAUUUGUAUACGGUUAUAACUGUCCUAGACUCUAGGCACAAGGUUAGCUAAGUUAUGAUUCUGAUAUGGUUCUUUUGUAUAUAUAUGUGCAGUGACAUACAUUAUGAACUAAUAAGAAACAUUCAGCAAUUUA